CCAGGAAACUGUUUUGGCUUUAAGAAAACUUCUCAAAAUCUCAAAUUUUAGGCUGUUAACAUGACCAAUCGUCGCAGUGGUGAAAACUCUGGUAGUCCAACAAUGAAUGAUCAUGAAAAUGUGGAGGAUAUUGUGCAAGAAUAUGAUGCACUGAACAACACACUUGACAUGCUGGACGGGUGUCUGGAUCAACUGGAGCACAGGAACGACUCACUGUUUGCUAAAUUGGAGGAUUUACUUCAGUCAAGUAAGGAGACAAGGGAAGAAUUAGCAAGUGCGGCUGAGAGUGUCAGAGAGGACCUUGCACAGGGGGACGAGGAUGAUGUAGAAAAGUCCAAAGAUGGGGACGAGGAUGUGAAUCAGGCUGGGCCACAUGGGACAGACGUCAAGCAUUCAAAAUCUCACGAUAAGGAAGGAAGUUGAUGAGGAAGCCGUGUCGUAAUCUCAUUUCAAAAUAAGUGUUUAUCGGUGUUGCAGGUCAUUCUAGUCCAACUGUGUGUUGGGGACAGGGUGUCCAAUGGAUUCAUGUGCUUUGUUCAUUCUCAUCUCAAUGUGACUAAAACACAGAAGAAACAAUUGUAAGAAUGGAUUAUUUUCCAGUCAAACUGACAUUGCUAGUUUGCCCUGUGGUCCACUGUGAUAUAGACAGACUGAAUGAAGCUGGAUCAGUGAAAUGAUUGUGAAAAUAAUCUCAGAUGGUGUUUGUGUUCGACCUGUGCUAUGCAUGUUACCUUUAAGAGCAUCAAAAGACUACAAAAGCUAACAUAAUUUUCAAUUUCAAACCGAGAAACAUCAACCAUGAAUAGAGGCUAUUUGUUUUCAUUGAGAAAGACUGUAAAUCAUAGCAGAAGCCAUCAGGACCAUCUCUAGAUAACAUGCAACACAGGUCCUGCAAUCUUAACGGUCCUGGACAGCUCCUGUGUGAGUUUACAGCAUUUGUCAGGUUUGAAAACCAAAAAUCCAUAUCUGUGAUAGCACUUUAUUUCCAUUACCAUUCCAUUUCUCAUAGAUCAUAAGUGUUUAUUCCAAUAGGAAAUUCUCCCAAUGCGGUCGGUCUUUAGAUAUUUUUUGAAUGUUUUCAAUGCAAAAAAGUCAUGAGGGAGUUUUGAAAUUAACGGUACAGCUAUACAAAGUUAUGUCAACAUUGUCACCAAAUUAAUCUUUUGAACAACAGUGUGGUCACUUGUGCAUCUGGAGCAAAACAAUGUGCAUGAUCACAACAUUGUGCCAGCAGUGAAUUUAACCGCAGUUUCCUGAUGUAUCAAUGGUGAUGGCCCCUGGGAGAUUUAACACUCGUGACUCUUUCUAAUUAUUACAUCAACCUCUAUUUACAUCUUGUCAUACCCAUGGAGUAAGUUCACCGGGAAGCCAGAUUUUAUCUAAUAAAAGCAUGAUCAGUGUAUCUCAUGGAUAU
Molecule: messenger RNA, 1414 nt
Organism: Lineus longissimus
Lineage: Eukaryota; Metazoa; Nemertea; Pilidiophora; Heteronemertea; Lineidae
Product: UPF0184 protein-like
Exons: 2
Coding region: 61-423 (120 amino acids)
Source: RefSeq, a predicted model, not a curated record